UGGCAAACUCCUCCUUCCUGCUGCUUCUUGAAGAGACUCCCUGUGUGCUUGACUUCCUAAAUACCAUCCGGGCUGAUCAAUCCACAGGGCAGCCUUUAGCAUAAAUGCAGACUGGACAGUUGGGAAGGAAACAUUUCUUUUGGUUGUUGUAGCUGGAGAGAGCUGUACCUUUAACACAGGCUGGGCGAACAAGCUGCCACUGCAUUCGUUCCUGAAAGCUUGUGGGGAAAAAUCUCUUUUGACACUAAGGUGCUGCUGCUGGAAGAGCAGGACAGAGUUUUGUAUCAUCUAAGUUGGAAGAGACUUUGCUGUCUGGACUGAAGGAGGGAGAGAGAAGAGUAGAGCUCUGCUUUCCUCACCCUGUGAACCAUGAGUGGCUGUUCCAAGAGGUGUAAGCAUGGGAUUGUGAAAUUUGCCCAAACCAUCUUUAAACUCAUCACAGGAACCCUCAACAAAGAUAAAAUUGAAGAUGAAUUGGAAAUGACCACAGUAUGUUACCGGCCAGAAGGAUUGGAACAACUUGAGGCACAAACCAAUUUUACAAAGAAGGAACUUCAAGUGCUUUACAGAGGCUUCAAAAAUGAAUGUCCUAGUGGAGCUGUUAAUGAAGAAACAUUCAAACAAAUCUAUGCACAGUUUUUUCCACAUGGGGAUGCUAGUAUGUAUGCCCAUUAUCUCUUUAAUGCAUUUGACACAGCACAGAAUGGAUCCGUAAAGUUUGAGGAUUUUGUGACAGCACUAUCCAUCCUGUUGAGAGGAAGCGUUCAUGAAAAGCUACGAUGGACAUUUAAUCUGUAUGACAUAAAUAAAGAUGGCUAUAUAAAUAAAGAGGAAAUGAUGGAUAUAGUAAAAGCAAUUUAUGACAUGAUGGGCAAAUAUACUUAUCCAGUGCUGAAAGAAGAUGCUCCAAGGCAGCAUGUAGAAGCAUUUUUCCAGAAAAUGGAUAAAAAUAAAGAUGGUGUCGUAACUUUGGAUGAAUUUAUUGAGUCGUGUCAGGAGGAUGACAAUAUCAUGAGAUCCUUACAGCUUUUUGAAAAUGUCAUGUAACAGCAGCUGAGGAGUACCACCGGAAAUCAGAGACUUUAUAUGUAAUGGGACCCUGAAGAAAAUGAGUCAAAAAAAAAAAAAAUCCCCACUACCCUUUUUGAUGAAAGCUUUUUACUACUUGGAUAUACUCUGUGUGCAAGGAUUUUGUAUGCCAUCACAAACUGGGCUGUGUCUCUGAAUGCAACAAACUCGAUCUUGCCUCCCUCUAGAGACACCAGCUAGAAUUUGUUUCAUUUGGAAGCAUGCUAAUAAGAGAGACCUGCUGUUUAAAAAGUUAAUGAAUUAUUGAAGUUUAAAUGAUUAAAACAAUAUUCAGUGUUCUGUUUGCUAAUCACAAAACUGCUGCUGCUUUUGCUCUAGCAAGCUGGAUUGCAUAUGGUAGCACAGCAUCAGUAGCUUGCUUAACCAUCUAUUGUGAGCAGAAACUCUAUGUUUCUCACAGGACAAAACAUUGUACUAAUAUGUUGUUUUGAAAGCAAUGUAUGAGAAGAGAUCAUGCUUGUUCUUCAAGGUGAAAGAAAUUUAACACAAUAAAUGGAGGGUGGGAUUACUGUAGGUCCUGUCUGGAUGAUCUGCUUAUUGUGCAACAGUUACAGAGUUGUGAUUCAUUUGUUGCACAAGAUUCAGACCAUUUUGCUUAAAAAAUGUUUCAUGUUCAAUGAUAGUGCAUUUUACCAGCACUUAAACUACGAUAAAUUGUUGCAGGAAGUAUAAAGUUCUUUUCUCCACUAGCAAA
This is a messenger RNA of Sceloporus undulatus (fence lizard), 1783 nucleotides long. It is a transcript of the gene KCNIP1, whose product is annotated as potassium voltage-gated channel interacting protein 1. Gene Ontology annotation, cellular component: voltage-gated potassium channel complex. Gene Ontology annotation, biological process: regulation of potassium ion transmembrane transport. Gene Ontology annotation, molecular function: transmembrane transporter binding; calcium ion binding; potassium channel regulator activity. The record is from RefSeq and is a predicted model, not a curated record. Bases 370 to 1047 code for a protein of 225 amino acids. Lineage: Eukaryota; Metazoa; Chordata; Lepidosauria; Squamata; Phrynosomatidae. The transcript has 8 exons.